AUGUCUGAGGGCUUGAGCGGCCUGUCCUUGUCCAUCAGCAGGAACCACAACGACCUGCAGGAGAUGACAGAGAAAGAGCUCCAAGGACAAUGUUUCAGAAUUGUCUUCCCCGUGUCUCCUGCUGGGCUUUACUGCUGCUAUGCAGUGAUCCUUGUCCUAACUGGAGCUGUGAUUGCACUUUCUGUUGCUCUGUCAUUGUCAGUGACAAAAGAGAAAGUGGCCAUUGAGAGCCCUGAAACUGAUUAUGCUACUUGCCCAAGAGACUGGAUUGGAUUUGGAAGUAAAUGUUUUUAUUUUUCUGAAUACACAAGUAACUGGAUUGCUAAUAGUCAACCUAAUUUCCUGAAUAGAUUCAAGGGGGAUUCUGCCACCUGGAUCGACCUGCACAGAGAGUCAUCAGAGCACCCUUGGAUGUGGACAGACAACACUGAAUAUAACAACUUGGUUCUCACCCGAGGAAAUGGAGAAUAUGCCUACCUGAGUGACAGUGGGAUCAGCAGUGGAGGGAACUACAUAUGA
Messenger RNA from Myodes glareolus (Bank vole), 519 nucleotides. Lineage: Eukaryota; Metazoa; Chordata; Mammalia; Rodentia; Cricetidae. The record is from RefSeq and is a predicted model, not a curated record.